Molecule: messenger RNA, 432 nt
Organism: Trichomonas vaginalis G3
Lineage: Eukaryota; Parabasalia; Trichomonadida; Trichomonadidae
Product: DDE endonuclease family
Exons: 1
Coding region: 1-432 (143 amino acids)
Source: RefSeq, a predicted model, not a curated record
AUGAAUGCAGAAAUUGAGACAGAGCCAUGCUUAUUAGCAGAUUCAGGAUAUCAAGGUAUUAAUGAUAUAAUACCAUGGGCAAAAAUUCCUUUUAAACGUCAAAGGAAUACAGAAUUAACAGAUGAUCAGAAGGAAUACAACCGAAAACUCUCCAGUAAUCGAAUCAUUGUCGAGAAUUAUUUUUCUCGACUCAAACAAUACUGGAGAGUGAUUGGUGGUAAAUGGCCAUUGAAAAUCAAGGGUGAUCUAACAUUUUAUCAUCACACCUUUGCAAUGUGUGCAGGCCUUACAAAUAAACUUUUCUGCCGACGUCCAUUACGUAGAGGUGCUGAAAGAUGGGAUCUUUUAGAUCUUGAUGGCAUGGAUGAAAAUAGCGAGGCAUAUAACUAUCAGGAAUCAGUUUCUGAAGAUGACAGUGAAAAUUCUUAUUAA